Molecule: messenger RNA, 387 nt
Organism: Cornus florida
Lineage: Eukaryota; Viridiplantae; Streptophyta; Magnoliopsida; Cornales; Cornaceae
Exons: 1
Coding region: 1-387 (128 amino acids)
Source: RefSeq, a predicted model, not a curated record
AUGAUUGCCACUUCUUCGAAUCAUUCUGAGAUACUUGCAAUUCAUGAGGCAAGCAGGGAAUGCUUUUGGUUGAGUUCAAUGAUCCAACAUAUUCGAACAACAUGUGGUCUCUCAUCAAUAAAAGAAAGCUCAACAAUAUUAUAUGAAGAUAAUGCGGCAUGCAUUGCACAGAUGAAAGAAGGGUAUAUUAAAAGUGACAGAACCAAGCACAUCUCACCAAAAUUCUUUUAUGCACAUGAACUCCAGGAAAAUGGUGAUAUUGAUAUUCAGAAGAUACGUUUAUGUGAAAAUCUAACAGAUCUAUUCACUAAAAUGCUUCCAACUACAACAUUCAAGAAGUUAGUGCACAACAUUGGAAUGCGUCAACUAAAGGAUCUCCAGGGUUGA